CUGCGAUUGGCUUCUGCUGCGGGCCCUGUGCCGGGCGCGCGGGCGAGGCUCGGGGCGCGAGGACCGAGCGGGGCCGGCGGGCUCGCGAGCCAGGGGGAGGGGCCGGGGCGGCGGUGGCGGCGGCGGCGGUGGCGGCGGGGGCCGGUACUGGACCCGGCGGGAUGAGCGAGGCGGAGGCGGCAGCGGUGGCGACAGCGACCCCCGCGGCGACAGUGCCCGCGACGGCGGCAGGGGUGGUAGCGGUGGUGGUCCCGGUGCCCGCGGGGGAGCCGCAGAAAGCAGGCGGCGGGGCGGGCGGCGGCGGGAGCGGAGCCGCCUCGGGCCCGGCCGCUGGGACCCCCACGGCACCAGGCUCCCGCACCCCAGGCAACCCGGCGACGGCAGCCUCGGGGACCCCCGCGCCCCCGGCCCGGAGUCAGGCGGACAAGCCGGUGCUGGCAAUUCAGGUCCUGGGCACCGUCAAAUGGUUCAACGUCCGGAAUGGUUAUGGAUUCAUCAACAGGAAUGACACCAAGGAGGAUGUCUUUGUUCACCAGACAGCUAUCAAGAGAAACAACCCCAGGAAGUUUCUGCGCAGCGUUGGAGACGGGGAGACGGUGGAGUUUGAUGUCGUGGAAGGAGAGAAGGGUGCUGAAGCUGCUAAUGUAACUGGGCCUGGGGGUGUGCCAGUGAAGGGCAGCCGCUAUGCCCCCAAUCGACGCCGGUUCCGUCGAUUCAUCCCCCGGCCUCGCCCAGCUGCCCCACCACCCAUGGUGGCAGAGGCGCCCACCAGUGGGGCAGAACCUGGCAGUGAAGGGGAGCGGGCUGAAGACUCAGGGCAGCGGCCCCGGCGCCGGCGCCCGCCGCCCUUUUUCUACCGCCGGCGGUUUGUGCGAGGCCCACGGCCCCCCAACCAGCAGCAGUCCAUAGAGGCUACUGACGGGGUGGAGCCCAAAGACACAGCCCCACUGGAGGGAGACCAACAGCAGGGAGAUGAGCGGGUCCCCCCACCAAGAUUCCGGCCCAGGUAUCGCAGGCCUUUCCGCCCAAGGCCACCCCAGCAGCCAACCACAGAAGGUGGAGAUGGUGAGACCAAGCCCAGCCAAGGCCCCACUGACGGCUCCCGGCCCGAGCCCCAGCGCCCACGAAACCGCCCCUACUUCCAGCGGCGCCGGCAACAGCCCCCCGGCCCUCGGCAGCCCACAGUGCCAGAGACCUCAGCCCCCAUCAACAGUGGGGACACCCCCCCUACCAUGCUGGAGUGAUUCCAACUCAAAGGACACCCAGCCACCAUCUGGUAUCUGCCAGUUUUUCCAACUGACUUGUACUCUCCCCAGCACCCCUCCCUCUUCCCCAGACUUCAUGACAUGGAAACACCGGCUUUCCCCCCUUUUCCUGGAGACUCAGGGGAGCCAAGCCCCAGCCUCGUGCGUCCAGCCCCUGCCCCCAGCUCCCCUGUGAGGGCGGGCAGAAGGGCUCCAUCCCCAUCUUGAGAGGAGCCCACCCCCACCCCUCAGUCGGGCUGAGAAGGAUCCAGCCAGCUCUUCCCUCUCUCUCCGGGUUGCUUUUCUUUCCCACCCCAGUUUAUUUUUGCUGCCCUCCACCCCACCCCCACCUCAGAAGCCAUUUUAUGAACUGUCAUGUGCCACCUGAGCCUCCAGUAAAACAAAAACAGGC
This is a messenger RNA of Ochotona princeps (American pika), 1656 nucleotides long. It is a transcript of the gene YBX2, whose product is annotated as Y-box binding protein 2. The coding region runs from base 162 to 1244 and encodes 360 amino acids. Gene Ontology annotation, molecular function: nucleic acid binding. The record is from RefSeq and is a predicted model, not a curated record. The transcript has 9 exons. Gene Ontology annotation, cellular component: nucleus. NCBI's taxonomy places the organism in Eukaryota, Metazoa, Chordata, Mammalia, Lagomorpha, Ochotonidae. Gene Ontology annotation, biological process: regulation of gene expression.